UUUAGCAUAUCACUCCUCGGACCCCGCGAUCUUUGUCUGCUUAUUACGUCGAUGUGAUAGAAUAGUUGCAAAUAUACAACAAGUAACAUCCGUGACCGCCGAACCGAACAGUACGUACUCCGCAGUAGAUUGUGAAUUGAUUAUCAUCGAUGCCAUUAGUCAUUGCGUUUGAACAAAAAUUUAAGAACACAUUUUUCUACUUAUCCAUCGUGAAUUGCGUCACCGUCUGAUAUCCACUUUUGCCCAUCGGUCUUAAACUCGUACAGAUCAAAACAUUUAUUGAACCAUAUAUAAUAUAUUGACCUUUCAAUUGACUUGCAAAUUUCCUGGUAAGUGUCCAAGUUACCAAUUGGCUGCCUGUUUUGAGUGGAUUUGUACGUGCAGCAAUGGGAGAAGCAGGCGAAGAAGUCCAAUUAUAUGUUUACGAUUUGACCGGUGGUAUGGCCAAAUCCCUGGGCCAGUCACUGUUACAAAAAAAUAUUGAAGGUAUUUGGCACACCGCAAUAAUAGUAUUCGGUAAAGAGUAUUUUUUUGGCUCCAAUGGGAUAUCAGUAUGUGAUCCAGGCACCACAGCCUUGGGAAAUCCACUACGUACCCAUAGUUUGGGAAAGACGUGUUUGCCGGAAGACGUGUUUCAAGAGUAUUUGCGUGGACUAGAACAGGAUACAUUCUCCGCAGACAAAUAUAAUUUAUUGCGACACAAUUGCAAUAAUUUUUCCAACGAAAUUAGUCAGUUUUUAUGCGGGAAUUGUAUUCCUAGUUACAUUUUAGACUUACCAAACGAGAUACUUAACACUCCUUUUGGUCAACAAUUGGCACCAAUUUUAGAAUUGUUCUCCAACAGUAUUGGUAUACAUCCAGGCGUAAGGAGAUCCGCGUCCGAUUUCGAAUCUCUUAACAACGAUAUCGAUUCCGCCAGAAAACAAUCAGCGUUAUUAGAAGAAAAACGCAAUAAGCUAAACGAGAAACUAGAAAAAAGAGAUAAAAGAAAGAAGAAAAAGAAGAACAAGAACAAAAACUUGAGUGAUCAGUUUUGUACUGAGUCCGAACCCAGCUCCAGCAGGUACGGUGAUAAUCGUAAAAAAAUGUCUGAAAACGGGACAAAUGGAGUAAAUGCGGAGAACAAAGUUCUCCGGCCCGCAGCCGUAGUUGACGACAAUGACGCGGAAGACUUGGCAAGGAAGGAGCUAGAGUUAAAGCGUAAAGAACGCGACCCACCUAUAGUGUUCCAGGAUACCAUAAACGUACAAAAUGAAUUGGAACGAUUAGUUGGUUUGAUCGAUGGCCGCAUAAAUCCGGACGACAUGCAGUAUGUCGCAGAACUCGAUCAGUAUAUGUUGGAGAACGAAGGCUCUUGGGCUCUAGGCGAAGGUUUCCUGUCGUUUGUCGGUAGGCUAUUAAACGACAGUCAGCUGGUUUCGGAGGUGCGCGAGACAAUAUUGAACAUUUUGGCUGCGGCCGCUCUUAAAGACGAUAUUAUUUUAGUGUUGCACCAAGACAGAAGAGAGCACAUACUUAUGAAUUACGCUAACGGAUUUGAUAAACUUCCUCUGCUUGAACAACUAGCUCUCACUUUAUUUAUGUGCAAUUUGUUCGAGAACAGCAGCACUUCUGAAUGGCUUUUAUACAUAUCUGAAUGGCAGCUGGGUUCUGGAUCAGUGAGCAACAUUCGGGUGACAACUAAGGUGGCGGUGAAUUCGUUACUGUCCGAAGACAAGGUUCUGCAAGAUCGAGGUACAGCCUUGGUGCACAACUUGGCCUGCAAGGAGAAAAUGUUAAAAAACCAAAACAUUCGAAGACUGUUACCCGUGGGAUCGUUUUUUAAGGUGUUCGAUGAUGUAGUUGUGGAACUUGCUAUGGCAGUCUUACAGUAUUUCAACAGCAAACCCAAUGAAGAGCAUAGUUUUAGAUGUAUGAAGUCUCUGGCCAGAUUUUGUCAAAUAUCUAGGCAGGAUGUACCACAGUUGGUACAAAUGAUCGGGCCUCCACCAUCUGCUUUCAAAGGCAUAUCAAAUAGAAUUGAUGAACAAAUCACUGAAAUUCAAAAUUAUCUACGUUGAGAAAAAAAUGUAAAUAAAUUAUAUGGAUACAAGCAUUUUUUAUGAUAUUUUUUUAACUCUAAUAUGAUAUAUUUUUAUACGGAUUGUCCAAAUUAUUAACUUGAUAUUUAUUAGUCUUAAUUUUGUUUUUUGCAUUUCAACAUUUAAUAUAUUUUUCAGUUGUUUUGUGUUCUAAAUUAAAAUAUUUAUUUAACUACA
Messenger RNA from Metopolophium dirhodum (rose-grain aphid), 2258 nucleotides. RefSeq lists its product as uncharacterized. Lineage: Eukaryota; Metazoa; Arthropoda; Insecta; Hemiptera; Aphididae. Bases 387 to 2060 code for a protein of 557 amino acids. The record is from RefSeq and is a predicted model, not a curated record. Gene Ontology annotation, molecular function: peptidase activity. The transcript is spliced from 13 exons. Gene Ontology annotation, biological process: protein modification by small protein removal.